Messenger RNA from Neodiprion virginianus, 2904 nucleotides. Its product is annotated as neurotrimin-like. The coding region runs from base 16 to 1227 and encodes 403 amino acids. NCBI's taxonomy places the organism in Eukaryota, Metazoa, Arthropoda, Insecta, Hymenoptera, Diprionidae. The transcript has 8 exons. The record is from RefSeq and is a predicted model, not a curated record. Gene Ontology annotation, cellular component: neuron projection.
GUCCUCGACGUCGCGAUGCUCGGUUACACCUUCUUGGCGAUCUGCGUUGCAUCGUGGGUUUCGGCGCUGAUUGAUCCGGCACCAGUUUUACCCAAGUUUGGAAAGCCUUUGGACAAUCUAACAGUUUCCGUCGGUCGUGAGGCCACCUUCACCUGCAUCGUCGAGGAUCUUGGUCUUUACAAGGUGGCGUGGCUCCGAGUCGACACGCAGACCAUUCUAACGAUAGCCAGUCACGUGAUCACAAAGAAUCACCGGAUCGCAGUGACGCAUAGCGGGCAUCGCACGUGGUCCCUGCACAUACGUGACACGCGAGAAACGGACCGUGGCUGGUACAUGUGCCAGGUGAACACCGACCCGAUGUCCAGCAACACGGGCUUCCUGGAUGUCGUCGUGCCCCCGGACAUCCUGGACUACCCAACGAGCACGGAUAUGGUCGUCCGCGAAGGCAGCAACGUGACGCUUCGGUGCGCCGCUACCGGGACUCCAACACCCUCGGUGACGUGGCGCCGCGAGGACGGCAAUCCUAUAAUUGAGUUCAGCACGCAGGAAGCCACAAGCACCGAAGGUCCGGAAUUGGAGAUAGUGCGCGUCAGCCGGCGUCACAUGGGUCCCUACCUCUGCAUCGCGUCGAACGGAGUGCCGCCGACAGUCAGCAAACGGAUAGUCCUCAUCGUGCACUUCCCACCGAAGGUUUGGGUUGGAAAACAAUUGGAGGGUGUUUACGAGGGCCAAACAGUGACGCUUGCCUGUCGCAGUGAGGCAUUUCCGAGGCCCAUUACCUACUGGACCAGGCCAACAAAUGAGAUCAUCAUCAACGAUGAUAACUUCAAAAUUGCCUCAAGCUCCACCGGAUACGAGAGCGUGAUAGAGUUAACGAUUCGAGCUGUGCAGUUACAGGAUCUUGGAACGUUUAAGUGCGUCGCCAAAAACGCUCUUGGAGAAACAGAGGAUACAAUUAAAUUAAACAGGAUUGCCGCGCCAUCGACAACGCACAGACCAAACGCGAGAAGGGAGUCAAAAAAAUCCUGGAUAAGUGAAUUCAAUCAGGAGAAAAAGGCUGCCGCGACGAAGGGCAGCUCAAUGGGAAACGGCAUCGACAACGGUGACGGGGACGAGGAGCUGACAGAUUUUGACUCGGCGACGUCGUCGUCAACGACGAGUCGCCAUCUCCUCGUUCUUGGAAUGGCAACCAUCAUCACAAUUCUUGGGGGAAGAUUUCCAACAUAAAUUUAAUUAGCGUUUAAAAUUGAAAAAAAAUUGUUGGUAAUUUUGUAUGUGCAAAUCCAAUGAUUAGGUACAACGUGUACGUGAAUUUAUGCGAGACGUGUUUGAAGAGGGGAGAAAACGAAAUAAUUAUGCGAAAGAAAGUUUUGGAAAUUUUGUGGACACUCUAAAGCACGUGUGUUUUUUGUUUAAAAUCGAAUCAACUUUGUUCGCCAAACUACUUCAGAUGUUGAUAGAUAAGUCUUAAGCGAAGUAUCAGAUGCUGUUUUUUUCAAUCCAAUUUGACGUACGGAGGUGUAGAAGAAGUAUGAUGCUAAAAAUUUUGUCAAAAUUAGUAGCCAAAAAUAUUGUGCCACCAAUUCAAUUUGCAAAAGGAUUAUAGUAUCGUCUGAUUUAAAAGCAAUAUAAUAGAUAUUCCGCAUUAAUGAAACAUUGAUUACGAAAUUCUUCGUUCUAGUUCAACGAAACCUAAUUUCCAAUUCACAAUACGAAUAAAUAUAGGCUGCGGAGUAAUUGUGGAAAAUUUGUUUCGUUAUAAAUGUGAAUUUCGUGUUCGGUGUUGUGAUAACGAUUAUGUCCUGCAUUUAACAACAUGGAAUAAUUUUACAGCGUUCAAAUUAAAUUAGUAAGCAAUGACGAACAGAAGUUACUUGAAAUAUGGUUUAACAAUAAGUCAAAUUACCUCCACCCGGGUGUUCUAAAUUCAUCCUUCAAAUUCACUUAACAAUAAAACCGUUCGAACGACUUUAUUUUCAACUUCGUCAUUUCAAUGAAUUUCACAGGAAUAUAUGGUAAAUUCCUAGCCGUUUCAAGUAGACUUCAGACAAUAACGAUCCUUUACCAACGACAAUGUCUGGCAGGUUCGUCAAUGAUACGCAUAUACAUUUCAUAGUUGGUUUUCCAAUCUGAUUAUUCUCGCAACCCGAUGUAAAGCCCUACAUUUUCUGUCUCGUUUUUAAUUAAAAGUAAACGAGGCAAGACUCUGGCCCUAUUUUAAAUCACAACUUAAGCUCAAGGUAAAGAUCUCCAAUGUGCGAACGAACAAUGAACAAAGUUUUGAUACUUUGCGGCAAAAUAUUCGGUUAAUCAUUCCGAUCGUACCUGUACCUAUUACCCUUGAAUCGUGUCUUUCGCCUAAUCGAUUCGAAUACGAAGCAUGAACGUUUCGGAAUCCUGGUGAUUAUGUAAAUCCGUUUUUUGGCAAUGAGCAAUGCAGUGCCGAAUUAUUAUUUGGAUUGUUAACUGUUUUGUUUCUAGUUCGUCAAACACGGGGCAAUUGGACAUGAAUAUCGAAUGAGAAUUGUCCAAUUGCCUUUUACCUUUCAGUCUGUACGUACUUAUCGAUAAUUGAAAAUUGGCACACAUGUAAAAUGUACAAUUAUAGCGAUAGUGAAUUAUAUGUGCUGUAUGUAAAUAUAGAAUCAUGUUAGCAGUAAGUAUACUAGAAAUAAGACAAACGAAUAUCUAUAAUUAUAUGCUUUACGCUUAGAUCGAUGACGAUGAUGUGCCGAGAACAAGUUUCAUUGUAUCUAUCAUACGUAGUUUAAGCCUCAGGGACGUGUAAAUAUAAUCAGAUAAAGUAUGAAACUAGUUUUUACAUUCAAUGUCACGUGUCAAUUUACUGUAAAUAAAUUUUAUGUCAACGUAUAUCAAGUAGUAAUAAAUGUUAGAAAAUAUCGU